AUGGCUACCAGCCGCGCAAUUACCGAGGCGGUAGAGCAGCUGCUAGACAGCGACCUGUGCGACUCUGCGCUGCAGCUGGCCGAGCUUGAAUGCACGCCGCGCCUGGCCGACCCUACUCUGCCAAUAGCCGAGCGGCUGCAGUUGCUCGAUACUCUCAGCAAAAGCCAGCAAAGCAACAGGCACUAUCGCCGUGCGCUAAUGACCCUAACAAAGUUUGUCUCUGGCCCCGCCCGUGCCCAACUGUCCCGCGACCAGCUCGAAGGCGUGGCGCGCGACAUCGCCAAUAUCCGCUGGCAGCUGAAGGAGUACGACAUGUGCCUUGCGCAGCUGCGUCAGAUCCCCACAAAGCACAGGCGUGUGCAAGACAUUGCACGGAUGGCAAAAUGUGCGGCACUGGUGAAUAGCCCGGAUGCUGCAGACCUGCACGAAGCGCUGCUGGAAGCCCAGCCGAAUGCUGCCGAUGGCAAUGCGUACCAUGAUGUGAAGAGCCUGACGGUUGCAAACAGCCUGGUUGCAAGGCUUGCCUAUGCGGAGGCGAUCAAGGAGUUCCAAAAGAUGCUGAGGAGACACCGGGACUCAGCACCGCUCCUGGCGCAGCAGGCAACCUGCCACUAUAUGCUGAACGAUAAGGCGCUGCUGGUGGAUCCAUCGCUGAUGCUCGAGAUGGGAACAUAUUCAGACCUGCUGCAGUCGUGCGACCAAGACGCAUACUCCGUGUACCAGCUUGGCACCGAGUUGCUCAAGACCGACGAGACACGGCCCGAGGGCUGGGUGGCCAUGGCGCGGUAUCUGAUGAUGGCUGGCCAAAUGCAGGAGGCGCUGGCAAUUGUGUGGAAGGCGCAGACGCUGGCUCCCGAUUCAGCCGAUGCAUUCUACGCCGAAGGAGCCAUCCAAAUGGCAUCGGAGUGCCCCGAAGAAGCUGCCGAGGCGUAUCUGAAAGCACACAGCCUGAGGCGCAGUGCUCUGACAUACCGCGGUAUAAUGGAUGCGUAUUUGCAGUGUGGGCGGUACAAGGACGCGUUUGUUGUCGCCAAGGAAGCGGCAGAGCUGAUGCCGAACCAUGCAGGCACCCUGGCCAUGAUCGGUCGAGUCCUGUCACACAGCCCCGAGAGCUACGACAGGGCUGUUGCUCUGCUGAAGUCGGCGCUUCAGAUUGACCGGCGGUCAUCGCUGUACGGGUCGACUGGGCAGCACUCCGAAGCCAUUGCCAUGAUGGAAAAGUUUCUGCCCGAGAACGAGUCCGACGCACUGUACACAGUGUACGCCGACAUCCUGACGCUGGCCAACGAGCUGCCGAGAGCAGCAGGAAACCUAUGCGAGAGGACCCAAGAGGAGCUUGAUGAUGAGAUUGGCGAGCCGAUCGACGAGCCUUUGCCGCCGAGCGACCAGGACGAUAUGAUGCUGGCCAUGAUGCGCGAGGAGCAGGGCUCGCCACUCGGCCGCAGUUUUACCGAUAGCGAUGAAGAUGGCAAUUUUUACAAGUCUGUCAAAUGGUCGCCCGAUGGGACAUCGCUGGCCGCGCAUGCCGAGGACAACGCAUUACACAUAUACAACGUCUGCGAUAUAGUGGAUAGCAUUGCGCAGGGCAGCCCUGCUGCAAUCCCACAUGCCGAACGCUUCAUUGAUUUCUCGUGGUACCCAUACAUGCACCACGCCACACCGUCUACCUGCUGCCUUGUGGAAUCAACACGCGACCACCCACUGCACUUGCGCGACACCAACUACGGGUCUGUACGCGCACACUACGCGGCCUACGACUCGAAGGAGCUUCUGUAUGGCCUGUGCCAGCUGAAUAUGCCGGUCCAGGGUGUUGCCCAUCUGCAGUGGUCGCCUAACGGCAUGCUUUUGUGGGCAGCGCCGCGGCAGUCACGACAUAUUGUUGCCUGGGACGUGCGGGAUUUGCGUGGGCCCCAGAGGAUGGCGUUUGACUUUGACAGCCAUGGGCAGGCGUGGCAAGGGUUCCUGGCCCAUGACGACUUGGUUGCUGGGGCUGCGGGCCAGCGCAGGUUUUCCGACUAUGGUGACGACGAGGCUGCGGCGGCGGGGCGUAGCGUGUGCUCGCCCAGCCUCAAACUUUGGUCGCUGGGCGCCCAGUAUUUUGAGCGCGAAAUCCAGGCUUAA
This is a messenger RNA of Linderina pennispora, 2121 nucleotides long. Its product is annotated as TPR-like protein. The transcript has 11 exons. Gene Ontology annotation, molecular function: protein binding. The record is from RefSeq and is a predicted model, not a curated record. Bases 1 to 2121 code for a protein of 706 amino acids. Lineage: Eukaryota; Fungi; Kickxellomycota; Kickxellomycetes; Kickxellales; Kickxellaceae.